AUGAAUAGUGAAAAUCAAAAUAUAGAAACCUCGUCAACUUCUGAUAAAAAAGAAUACGUGAUCUCCAGCAAAAGAAAACAACUUAAAGCUAAUUCAAUUGCGGCCACUAAUUCAGUUGCAGCUACAAAUUCUAAUCAAAGUGAUCUGUAUAAUAUGGAUCUUGAUCAUGAUAGUGAUUCUUUUGAAGAUUUGCCUCUAGAUUUUUUGCAUGAAGAUAACGUGCAGAUCGACCAAAAUAUAGAAAACGUCGAUGAAUUCAUUAAUAACGAUGGGCUUCUGUACAAUUUAGAUGAGGUGGAAGAGUUAAUAUCUAUCGAUUUCAAGAUGCUGAAAAAUCAAAUGAAUUCAGAUCUGAUUGAAAGUAUUUUCCCAGAAUCUUGGUUAGAUACACAUGAUUUCGAAACUAUUAAAGGAUCUUUUCAUCAACUAAUAAGUGUUGUUGUUCUUCCGUUGGAAUAUCGAUCUUGUUACUACUGGAACGUAUCUAAAAUUUAUCCUAAUAAAAGAAUGAAUAAGUUUACAGGCUGUGUAACUGCAUACCUUGAAUGUGCACAACAUGAUGAUAGGGAUUGGCAAAGAUCUAAUAAUCAACCUAUAAAACGAGUAAGUGAAGCUCGUGCACCUAUUGAAAGAUAUAGCUGCUUUGGAAAAAUAAAACUAACUAUCGAUCCCCAGAAACGGUGUAUUAUUGUUCAAGGAAGUCAUCAACUAGCACAUAAGCAUCCAGAAUAUAGAAAGGUUGAAUUUCCAGUAGCAGCAAAACU
Racocetra fulgida is the source of this 764-nucleotide messenger RNA. NCBI's taxonomy places the organism in Eukaryota, Fungi, Glomeromycota, Glomeromycetes, Diversisporales, Gigasporaceae. The record is from the annotation of a GenBank genome assembly.